This is a messenger RNA of Solea solea (common sole), 1655 nucleotides long. It is a transcript of the gene foxd7, whose product is annotated as forkhead box D7. Lineage: Eukaryota; Metazoa; Chordata; Actinopteri; Pleuronectiformes; Soleidae. The transcript has a single exon. The record is from RefSeq and is a predicted model, not a curated record. Gene Ontology annotation, molecular function: DNA-binding transcription factor activity, RNA polymerase II-specific; RNA polymerase II cis-regulatory region sequence-specific DNA binding. Bases 439 to 1410 code for a protein of 323 amino acids. Gene Ontology annotation, biological process: regulation of transcription by RNA polymerase II; cell differentiation; anatomical structure morphogenesis.
AUGAGAGUGCAGGGAGGCUGGUAUAUCGGCCUUGUUGGUACCAUUUGCGUCCUUUCCAUUGGUCAGGAUUCCUUUCCUCGUGCCUCAGCGUGACAUCACAUCCACCCGACCCGCAGGAAAGCAGCGGAGAUUACAGAUGAUGCUGGACAUUUCCGAGGACGCACACACUCUUUGCGCUUUACGCACAGCCUACUCCUUUAAGGCACCGAAACACAAGGAUAUCAGCACUGAUGUCGUUCAGUUUGCAGAUUCUGUUCCCUGAGCAGUAGGUGAAGGAGUGCGCUUGGAUUUUCCUUUUUUUGUUUUUCACCUUUGUGGUUUUUGCGAAUGGGGAUGAGCCGCGCGUAAAAACCUGUUCCGUUUUUAAAGAAGAAGACGCGCUGUCACUCUCCCACCUGUUGGCAGGUGGUGUUGGCUUCACCCGCGGAAAACUCUACUAUGACAUUGGGUUCGGAAAUCAUGGAGGAUAUUGUUAUCGACGUAGUAGGGGAAGGACUCAAAGAUAACGGAGAGGAACUACCUUUAACUUCGGAUGAGUCGCAGAGUGAGGAGCGCGGCACGGAGACUCCCGGCAGCCAGAGUCAAGACACCUACAGUCCCGGUGGUCCCGCCGCUAAAACCAAAGGUCCCACAUCAGUGAAGCCUCCAUACUCAUACAUCGCUCUGAUCACCAUGGCCAUCCUGCAGAGUCCAAAGAAACGACUCACCCUCAGCGAGAUCUGUGACUUUAUCAGCCACCGCUUCGUGUAUUACCGGGAGAAGUUCCCCGCGUGGCAGAACUCAAUCAGACACAAUCUGUCGCUGAAUGACUGUUUUGUGAAGAUGCCCAGAGAGCCCGGGAAUCCCGGGAAGGGAAACUACUGGACUCUGGACCCUAACUCCUCGGACAUGUUCGAGAACGGGAGUUUCCUGCGGCGGAGGAAGCGCUUCAAGCGGCAGCAUUUUCGCUUCGACCCGCUCAAGGAGCAGCACCUGGAGCCCAGCGGACUGCACGGAUUCCCGCACGGCGCCGCCUACGGGCUCGGCACCGCGACUCUUCAGCUGCCCAGUCUGGACAUUUACCCUUACCUCCAUCAUCACCACCACCAUGCGCCCUCGCCGUGCGGCCCCGCCACCAUCCCACCUGUCAGCAGCAUCCUGCCGGCGCUCUCCAACUUCUUCUCCCGCAGCGCGCUCACAGCCAAAGCUUUCCUCCAGUCGCAGCCGGGAAUCGAAGCCUUCUCGCCGGCACAGUGUGCAGCCUACUCCUCGCCGCUGAGCCCCAGCGCUGCCUACGCCUCCUCCCCUGCGCUCUUCCACCCGGCGGCCGCUCCGCACUUUCUCUCUUUACACCAGGAGUAUCAGAAACUACAGACUCAGCGUGGAACCAUGGACCUGAUCAAACACAUCAACGCUGCCUCUAACGAGUAACGAGUGUGAGUUACUGUGGCGGACUUUGAACUGCGUGUUUUUUCUCAGGUAACAGAGACCAUUGAAGCAGAAGUGGAUGCAUCUGUGUUAAAGAAUGUUGUAGAUAAUGACACAAACUCUCUCCAUGUCUCCACCAAAAAAGAGCUCUUUUUUAUUUGAAUUGAAUUAUCAUCUUUUGUUGAAAUAUUUAAAUGACGAGUUUCCUAUACUUUUAUCUGGAAAAGAAAUAAAAGUGAAUAUUUAAA